Messenger RNA from Sphaeramia orbicularis (orbiculate cardinalfish), 1139 nucleotides. RefSeq names its product protein-glutamine gamma-glutamyltransferase 2-like. Gene Ontology annotation, biological process: peptide cross-linking. Gene Ontology annotation, molecular function: protein-glutamine gamma-glutamyltransferase activity. Bases 91 to 1128 code for a protein of 345 amino acids. The transcript is spliced from 8 exons. The record is from RefSeq and is a predicted model, not a curated record. Lineage: Eukaryota; Metazoa; Chordata; Actinopteri; Kurtiformes; Apogonidae. Gene Ontology annotation, cellular component: mitochondrion.
UUUCUUUUCUAUAAAAUCUAUUCAAAAUAGUCAAAUUAUAAUCCUGUUGUGCACUUUUUCAGGAACUUCCAUGUCUGGGUGGAGUGCUGGAUGAUGCGCCCUGACUUGGAAGAAGGCUUUAAUGGCUGGCAAGUUAGUGACCCAACUCCCCAGGAGACCAGUGAAGGUAUCUAUUGUUGCGGACCAGUCUCACAAAAGGCCGUCAAGGAAGGAGAGUUGACCACAAAGUACGACGCAGCCUUUGUUUUUGCAGAGGUUAAUGCAGAUUAUCUCGACUGCAUACUCAUGUCAGAUGGAAGACUUGUCAAGAAAGGUGGUUCAACCAAACUUAUUGGAAAACACAUCAGCACUAAAGCAGUGGGCGUCGAUGAGAGGAAGGAUAUCACCCAUGAGUACAAAUAUCCUGAAGGCUCAGAGGAGGAGAGGCGUGUCUUUGAGAAAGCGAAGCAUCACAACAAGUUAGAAAAGAGUGGGGAAGAGCCUGGGCUCCACCUUAAAAUCAAGCUGACAGAGGAGAUGACUCUGGGUUCAGACUUCGUGGUGAAUGCGCUCCUCACUAAUAACUGCAUGGAUGUGAGGAACUGCGUCUUCCAGUUCUCGGCCAAAGCUGUUUGUUACAACGGCAAAAAAGGAGAGGAAUGCUGCUUUACUUCAGACAAAGUGGAGUUGUCCCCUGGAGAAGAAAAACAUUACUCCCUCAAAGUAGAGUACAACAAAUAUGGACCUGUGAUCACCGCCGACAGAUUGAUCAAACUGUCAGCCGUCGUCAUCGACAAGACAACCGUAGACAUCUCUACAGCUGAGAGGACCAUCAUACUUGAUGAGCCAGACAUAGAGAUAAAGCUGCUCGGAGACAUCCAAGUCAACAAUCCAGUGACUGCAGAACUGACCUUGCUCAAUCCUUUGCCAGAGCCUCUACAGGACUGUAGCUUCACUGCAGUGGGAGCUGGGCUCACUGACAGCAAACCUAUAAUAAUCAAGAUUGGCACCGUCCCUCCUAAAGAAGAGGCCAAAGCCAGUGUUGAGUUCACUCCCACCAGCGCUGGCUCCAAAGUCCUCCUGAUCAGCUUCGACAGCGACAAACUCAAAAACAUCAAACUGCACAUCGACAUUGACGUGAAGGAAUGAGAACUGACAAU